CACAGAGCAGGGAGAGACCACUCCCUUUGGCCGGUUUACGAUCAACAAAAUGCACCUGCUUCGAGAAGAGCGAGGUGUCAUGUGGAUCGAGGGGUUUCCUCAACCUCAGAUCCCAGCGGCGGUCCAGCCGGAGGCUCCCGAGGGUGCAGCUGAUGAGGAGGUACAUCCGGAGGAUGUGGAUGAUACUGCUGCUGCCCGCCCCACCACCUUCGAGUACGGGGGUGGCAGUUCCAGCUUCCCCGGCCAGGACUACUUCUCUCAGCAGUUCGAGCAGCUGCGUCUCCAGAAUCAGCAGCUCUACGAUUGUCAGAUGCAGUUUCAGCAGCAGUAUUCGGCUCACCAUGCCGAGUACCAGCACAGGAUGGCUGCGUAUGAUGAGCGCCUUGGUAGGCUGGAGACCCAGCAGAGCAUCCAGUCUGGAGGACUCCCUGGGAGGACUCCCCACUUCCACCUCCACCUGCUGAUGACGAUGAUGCAUUCAUGAAUGACAUCGAUCUGAACAACCUCGGCGACGAGUACGUUGUACUUGUCGCCCCCCUCAGUGUGUGUUUUUAUUUUUGUUUGAGACUUUUUUCUGUUUGCUCAAUGUGUUGAGGAGCUUGAACUUAGUUUGUCGUGUGUUUUGUUUCUUUUCUUUUGUGGAUUGUUUCUUUUGUGGCCAUCUGGGCCUACUCUGAUCCCUAACGAACAUGUGCUAGUGUGUUCUUGAUGUUCCCUUAGUGCAGAACUGUCCGUUCGUUCCAUAUGUCUCACGUUGACUGGUCCGCUUCCAGUCCCCCGCAACAUUUCGAUCCGGUAACAUCGUUCCCCUUCUCUAUCCCUCUUCUCCAUUGAGGGCAAUGUCGUGCUUAAGUGUGUGUGUGUGGGGGGGGGGGGGGUGCUUUGUAUCGGUUGGAAUGUAUAUACGUGUGCUUGGAGCCUAGUCCACUGUCCAAAUCUCGAGAUUUGAGGGCUCCAAGUACGGCUGUUUGAUCAUAUUGGCACUGUGUUUUGAUUGGUGAAUUGAAUGGUUUUUGGAUUGAUGCAUGACAACUGGAUAGUGACUAGGACAACCUAUAAUGAUGACUGAGACGUGUAGUAGAAUUGUGUAGGGGUUCAGUUUUUUUCAACUGUUUGCUUACCAACUGUGACUUGGAUUGAUUACUUGUUCUUGACAGUCUCUUAUGCAUCUAGUUCAGGGAAUCAGAAUGAGAGAUAGAGCAUAUAGGUAGCCAUGUGAGAUUUGAGCCUGCUCGUUUCUUUCUUGUGCGAUAGUUCCCUCUUCCAUGAUGUGUAGCAUUCACGUUGUCAUUAGCUAAGAUGAUGGAGGCAUAUGAUUAGCCCACGACCAAAUUGACUGUCCUGGUGUGUCAUACCCCCUAGUCAGCCCCUUUGAGCCGUGUGAUUAUCCUUUCUUUCGGUCUUCAAUGAAAAGUCACCCUUUUGCAUCUUUUAGAAGGUUCCAUAGAGUGAUUUUUACAUGUUCUCUGCUGUUUCUGCUGAAUGUAAUGUGAGAGUUGGAGGUAGUUCUUAAAAAGUUGGGCAAGUGUUUGUAAAUGUGCAGAGGUGGUGGUUCUCUUAAGAAAUGAAAAAAAAAAAAAUGUUAGAAAAACAAAGAAAAACUGAAAGCAAAAGAGAGCUACCACCAAAAAUCUGAAUAGUGCCCAUUAAGUAGUGUUUCUUAGCAGUCUGGCUUAGAAACACUGGUAUUUAUGUGACCUCCUUCGCUCUUGUGCUCUGAAUUUGAGUAAUGCAGAAUAGCAGAAAGAAAGUACUGGUUUGAUUGACUGUGAUUUUGUUGGGUUUGGAAUUGUGGAACCUUGUGCUAUGAAUACUUCCACCACCUAAAAGGCCUUUUCCCCAUGUCCAAGACCCUAGCCACUCAUUUGAACCUGUGUCUAAGACCUCCUGAUUAGUUAGUGAUGACAACCAUUUAUGUGAACUCUAACCUUUAGAGGCUGCCGUCAUGGUGAAGAGAUGUUAGGGAUUGAGAGAAUUAGUAUGCGUAUUUUUCGCAUCAAAUUUUCCUGAUCCCACUGGUCGAGAGUGAGCGAUUCAUUUCCUUGUUCUUUACACUCUUUACCCGGUGAGGACCUAGAUUGCUCGGUCUCUAUUCUGAUAUCUUGAGUUUUGUGCAUGAGUUGACUGUCUUGAGUAAGUGGUUGAGUCAAGUCUAGGUUGGUUAAUGAACAGAAGGGAGACUCCUCAUUUAUUCGAUUUUGCUGCACUCGAAUGUCAUUUGUGGUGGUUGUCCAGGUUGCUAUUAAGGUUGUUCAUGUGUUGGUGUUUGAAAACCAGUAUGAUUCACGUGUUCUGUGCCUAUAUGACUUGUCCCCAAUGUUGGUAUGAUUGAAAUAUGUGAGCUUACCUUGUGUCUGACUUGGUUUGCUUGGGGACAAGCAAACGGUUAAGUGUGGGGGAGUUUGAUAAGCCGUUAAUUGCACAUGUUUUUACCCCUAUUCUGGAACCGUUUGAGGUGUUGAUUCUCGUGUUUUAGGCCGAUUUCACGCUAGGUUGUGUUUGUUUGUGAUAUUUCAGGUCCUAGCAAGUGAAUGAAGGUUUAGGAGCGAGUUCGGGGUCGAUUGGACGAAGAUCGGGCGUGAGGCAAGUCAAAAAGGAAGCCACACGGGCACACCCACAACUCACACGGCCGUGCAAGUGACCUAUUUGGCCGUGUGGGAUUGUGCGAGCCUUCACACGGCUUGCCUUGAAAUCCACACGGCCGUGUGAAGGAGUGGUUUGGCCGUGUGGAAUUAUGCGAGGCUUCACACGGCCAGGCAGGGUGAUCCACACGGCCGUGCGACCCUGGCCGUGUAGGAAGCCUGAAGUGCAACUAAUCGGGACGCAGCGUUUUGAAGUCACACGAGCAACUGGGUAUGCCACACGGCCGUGUGGCCCUGCCCGUAUGAGUCGCGAAUUCCUGGUUUUAGCCCAAUUUCGGGCUACAAGAGAGAGAAUCGGACUUUUUGAGCAAAAACAGAGCCCUAGAGAGAGAAAGGAUGAAGAACACAUCCUAGAAGCUAUCUUGGAGCUGGGUUUCAUCAAAUCGAGCUUGGAGAUCGUCAUAGGAGUGGAAAUCAUCAUCCUAGAGCAGAUUCUUCCCAUUGUAAUGAGUAUGACUGCUUUGUACCUUGUUUUCCUCUCUCUCUCUAUGGAGUAGAACCCUUCUCUCACUUGGGGAUGAAGAACCCUAGUUCUAUGUGUUAGGGAUUUGAUUGUAAUGACUUGGGAUGAUAUUACUGCUUGGUCUUAAUCGAAUGAUGCAUGUUUAUUGAGUCAAUUGAAGUCUGAUCAACUUUUCCUGAUUCCUGCUGCAAUCUGAGAUAGAUAAAAUAUGAUUAGGUUGCUAGAGUCUCAUCAUUCGGUAGUAGGAGAUUGGCUAUACGAGAGUUAGCCAGUUUACUGCUUUGUACUGGAAUCCAAUUCCAGUAGUGGAGUUCUUUUCUUACUGCUUCAGCUUUCUAUCCCGGUGAAGACUAGUCGUCUGCCGGGUAGUUAGACUGAGAGGGCUUGGUCAUCUUAAGAGAUUCCAAGCUACUGUCGGAUCUUCCGCAGUCUAAUUAAAAGUAAAUCAACCCAGGAAAAUACAAUUGAAACCUAACUAAGGAGCUAGGGGGACUCAUUCCCGAGUGACUCUUACCUGCUUGAGAAAACCGUAUCAAUUCCUGCUUUCUUUCUGCUUUUGCUUUUACACAACAAACACUUAACUUAGUUGGCUAGAUAAUAGAGAAUCACUGAGUAAGCAGUAGAUCUAGACCCCGGGUUGAUAAUAUAACUUGUCACUUUACUGCAUUCCCGGUCUGCGAUUGCACUUGGUCGCAGAUUGGUGUUGUGUUUUGGCGUACCAACAACCUUCCUUUGGAUUAGCCACAGUAUUACCCGAUAGGGUUCCUUGAAUUCUCAAUGAUAGAGUUUGAGCCAACGAGCUUAGUUGGGCUUCAAAAUUUUGAAGUGGAGCUUGUUGAUUCGUUUGCCCCACUUCCAAACUUGAGAAUUUGGUUAAGGUAGUCUCAAUGAACUUGUCAAUAGCUU
Molecule: messenger RNA, 4011 nt
Organism: Linum trigynum
Lineage: Eukaryota; Viridiplantae; Streptophyta; Magnoliopsida; Malpighiales; Linaceae
Source: the annotation of a GenBank genome assembly